Molecule: messenger RNA, 2334 nt
Organism: Fibroporia radiculosa
Lineage: Eukaryota; Fungi; Basidiomycota; Agaricomycetes; Polyporales; Fibroporiaceae
Exons: 7
Coding region: 1-2334 (777 amino acids)
Biological process (GO): protein ubiquitination
Cellular component (GO): CCR4-NOT complex
Molecular function (GO): nucleic acid binding; ubiquitin-protein transferase activity
Source: RefSeq, a predicted model, not a curated record
AUGUCGUCGCGUGUGCACCCCCACUCACCGCUUCCGGCUCCAGCCUUGCAUGCCUCCAAUCCUUCUGCUCAGUCCAAGUCCCAUGUCCUUGCCGGAGUUCAGGACGCGUACUGGAGCGACGAUGAAGCGGAGGAUGCUGAAUGCCCUCUAUGUCUUGAAGAGAUGGACAUAUCCGAUCUCAACUUUAAACCUUGCCCUUGUGGAUACCAGAUCUGUCGUUUUUGUUGGCAUCAUAUCAAAGAGAAUUUGAACGGCCGUUGUCCCGCUUGCAGGAGAGAAUACACAGAUGAAGCUGUUCAGUUUAAGCCCAUCAACAAAGAAGACCACAAGCGUCUAACUCAACAGAAGAAGCAGAGGGAGCGCGAGCGGAAGGAGCUUGACGCUUUGGGCAGACGGAGCCUCGCGAACGUACGCGUCGUACAGCGCAAUGUUGCAUAUGUCGUGGGAAUGGGUCCCAGAUUUGCCAAAGAAGAGCUCAUCCCAACGCUGCGCUCGAGUGAAUACUUCGGCCAAUAUGGUAAGAUCUCAAAGAUCGUGAUCGUCAAGCGUACUCCGCCAGGUGGACGCGCACCUGUAGUGGGAUUGUACAUCACCUACCACAGACGCGAGGAUGCAGCACGAGCUAUUGCAGCGGUCGACGGCGCAGUGUCUCCAGGUGGCGGUCAAGAAAUUAUGAGGGCAAGUUAUGGUACGACGAAGUAUUGUAUGGCGUUCCUACGUGGCGUGCCUUGCACGGAUCACGGUUGUAUGAACCUUCAUGAAUGGGGCGACGAGAAGGAUUGCUUUACGAAGGAGGAUUUGACUACACUCAAACAUACCAUGAAAGAUACGGAAAAUCGCUCCAGGGCUACCACGGUUAUCCGAAAAGGCGAUGAAUCAGAUGUCGGUCUCCCCCGUGCAGCUUCAUGGGCCAAUAAAAGCUCGACUGCCCUACACAAUAAUACCAAUGCGCUCGCUCCGGCUCAGACAACUGUGCGCCAGACGCGGCGCGGCGGGACCAGUACAAGGCAGCAGCGUUCAGGGUCGACUACAGCUAGUGCAUCUGAAUCACGUCCCUCCGGUAGAGAGCGCAAAAGUGCAGCGACGCCAGGCAAAGCCACUUCUCAGACCUCUCUGUCCCGCCCCACUACACCUGCGCACCUGCCUCAUCGGCCAAUUACGCCGAGUGCAGCCAAAUCUUCAAAGCCGAAAACAUCAUCUCCGCCGCCACCGCCCUCACAUUCGCCCACUGCUUCAUCUGUAGCGAUCGAAUCUGACAUUGGCUCAACCGGACAAGUACCAUCUGCGGUUUCCCCUCUUCGUGCGGCAGCGACAGAAAUCCCAGCUGUACCCCCAGGCAUUCCAGUUGUUCCGCCUGGUCUUUCGGCCCCACCUGGAUUACCCCCACCUUCCCGUUCAACAUCCGCAGUAUCAUCGCCGCAAUUAUCCAUGCAACCUUCUCAAUCUUCCUAUCAACUGUCAACUCAAGCGCAAGCACUCAUAGAAGAUCUCAAGGCCCGUCGGGAGAUGCCCCAGUCAUCCAUAGAACGGAGCCCUUUCCCCGACUUUGAUCGUAUGCUGCAGACGCUCAGUGGUGCCGGUGACGGUGGCUUCAGUUUCAAUCUGGAUCCAAAGUUGGCUGGUGAGGAUGCUGAUGAGACAAUUCCAAUUCCAGGGCUUGGUGCGGCACCUGAUACACCGUUCAGCGGUACGUUCUUGGAUGCAUUCCCGAACUUGAGGCAGGAUGCUGCCCCAAGUCCGCUAAUUGGUCCGCCUGGACUAUCAUACCCAUCCCGCCCACUGUUUGACCCACUGGGGGCGAGGUCGCCUGCUCUGGAGCGACAAUCGACUGGAAGCACCGCAUAUACCGGAUCAUUUAAUCCCUUUGCAGCGGAUGGUGGCGAAGAGUCGCAGUCAAAACGCUUUCCGCCCAUGGAUGAAGAACGUCAAGUUUCCCGUUUCGGUUUUGCUCGGGGACGACAGGGUUCAGCCUCGUCUUCUUUACAUCCACCUUCCCCUCUAGUAAAUGGUGACAACGUCCCACAUUUACCCUAUUACAGCUCAUCCGAUGUCGCCUCUCAUGCGUCUCGCUCGCAAGCGCAAUGGGCUUAUCAGAAUCGACAUCAAGCCGCCGAGUUUGCCUUCCACCAAGCCAAUUCUGCCAUGAGCUCUCCCUUGGCCCAGCAUGCUGCCGCACAUCCCGUCUACAACCAGUCUCCACAGCAGUCCAGCCGAUUCCAGCCCUUCGAUACGGGAGUGAGCGAGGCGCAGCUGAGGGAUUUGAUCAGUUCUAGCCGCGAACGUGUGAACCACAUGAGGAAUGGACCGACUGGUAGGAUGCUCCUACUUGCGUAA